UAAUUUAUUCCAUUUAUAGUCACUCGAAUUAGUUGAACAGUUCAAGUUCGGUCACUCUCCGUUAACCUCUGUUAACUUUGACUGACGUGGCGGUUAAUUCUGACAGUAGACCGUUAAAUGUGUGACGUGGAAAUUAAAAAAUAAAAAUUAAAUUUUUAGAAAUUACACAUCAUUAUCACAAAAAAUUAUAAUUAUAAAAAAUAAAAAGCCGAAUGGAAGCAAAAAUUCCCAAAAUCACUUAUCGCAGCUUCAGCUUCCCAAUUUAUUCAUUACUGAAAGUGGCAAUUCGGACCACUAUCAGUUCUCUGUUCAGCCCUACUCUUCUCUUCCUGAGCCUCCUGUCCGCCUCCGCCGACUAUUCAAACUUGUCGGCGGCGGCAUCAGAAGCAGCCGGCGGUGGUAUCGGGCCAUGCUUCACGUCACUGUUCAGCUUCGGCGACUCCGUAAGCAAAACCGGCAACCAGAUGCUGCUGGGUAAGUGCCCUCACUGUUGCUUCCUACCAAACGGCGAAACUUACUUCGGUCGCCCGACUGGUCGCUGCUGCAACGGGCGUCUCAUCGUCGACUUCAUUGCUGAGAAAUUGGGGCUUCCUCUGCUGACGCCGUUUCCGGGAGAGCUGAAGAGCAGCAAUUUCCGGUUCGGGGCAAACUUGGCGGAGGGAGGCGCGUCGGCCUUUGAAGAGCAGCAACGUACGUGGCAUCGUGACCACGUAGUAGCGGCCGUCUCGGCCACCGAUGGCAUUGCGGCCGAAGCCGAUGGCUCAGUUGGCCAGGCGCUUGCGGUGGGAUUGCCAGUUGGGGUCGCAUCGCCAGCAGUCGUCGAUAUGAUUGCCCGUGGAACAAGACAAGUAUCCCAACUUCCUUCUCGUCAUGUUGUUCCUAAUGCUCCUGUAAACAAAGAUUCAUGGUACGUAACAGAUUAACAGCUAAUCUAAAGAGAGUGGGGAAAUAUAACGAGUAAUGGCUUCUAUAAUGUGGGAGAUGGAGCAAUUAUGGUUGGGAAGGAUUUUUUUUUCAUUUUUUAUAAUUAUAAUUUUUUGUGAUAAUGAUGUGUAAUUUCUAAAAAUUUAAUUUUUAUUUUUUAAUUAUUUUUUAUUUACCACGUCACACAUUUAACGGUCAACGGUUAGAGUUGACCGCCACGUCAGUUAAAGUUAACAGAGGUUAACGGAGAGUGACCGAACUUGAACUGUUCAACUAAUUCGAGUGACUAUAAAUGGAAUAAAUUAAU
Messenger RNA from Linum trigynum, 1231 nucleotides. NCBI's taxonomy places the organism in Eukaryota, Viridiplantae, Streptophyta, Magnoliopsida, Malpighiales, Linaceae. The record is from the annotation of a GenBank genome assembly.